Molecule: messenger RNA, 1159 nt
Organism: Saccostrea cuccullata (small rock oyster)
Lineage: Eukaryota; Metazoa; Mollusca; Bivalvia; Ostreida; Ostreidae
Exons: 5
Coding region: 91-1059 (322 amino acids)
Source: RefSeq, a predicted model, not a curated record
GCUGAUUGGCGUAUAAGAUACGACUUCCGCUUUGUCAUUUAAACAAAAAAUAAAGAACACGAACACUUAGAAAUAUUGGCAAUUGUAUGGAUGUUCAUGUGCAUUUAUUUUGUUAAAAUAUCUUCACAAAGCGCGAAAAUAAACAUGAGACAGAGGAGAAGUUCAUCUGGACCAAAACGCAGGGGAAACUGUAGUAGAUCUCGUUCUCCCAGAUGUAGAACAACAACACCAACAUCACAAUCAACAACUUCAACAAGACAACCAAGAAGGUCAACAAGGCAAUCAACACCUACACGGAGGACAACAUUAAACCAAACUGUCACAUCUCCAGAGACAACAGCAGUAAUCUCAAACAACAGUGCAAGAACACCAACAGCAGGCAACAUUACAAGGACAACGACAACGCCAACACCAACAACAUCAACCACAAAAGACGCCACAACAAGUUGGAAAACCGGUAAUACAGUCAUAACCACCAAAUCUCAACUAGGUUGGUACAAUAAAAUUUUAUCCACAGCACCAAAUACUGCCCAUAGUCAAAGUCCUACCACUAUUCCUAAAGCAGGGGAACAAGAAGAGUCGACACAUUUACAUGUUGCACUGAUUCCAACAAUUAUUGGUCUAGGAAUCAUCCUGACUCUCCUCCUUUGUUUUGUGUACAAAGAGAGACUUAGGAAUAAUAUCAGAAAUCUUGUAAACAAACUCAGGAAAAACAAAACAGAUGCUACUAAUUUUACGACCUUAAAUGAAGAGGAGGGUAAUAGUGAAAAUCCCUAUGAUCCUUCCACAUAUUCUGUUAUUGAAAACCACGUUGUUGUUUCCCCACUUCCGGCGAGCAGGCCAAGUCAACAGGAAACAGUUCUGCAGGCUGAAAACUAUAGUGCGCUAGACAGACGAGUAGAAAAAUCUGAAAUGAACAAGAUUCAUAACAAUGAUUAUGAUUUGCUAAAUCACCCCAACCAACCACCAAUGAACAGUAGCAACGUUUACAGCAGUACUGACCCAGCUUUCAGAAGCACAGAAGCAACACUGUCAAAUACAUAUGGUUUUUACCAAUAAUAUGGCAGUGUAUUACAAUCAAUAUUUGUAUACUAGGUCAUCACAACUGUUUUGUCAAAUUAUCAGUUCCAGUAUUAAUUUUUUUUAUUGAUAAACAAAA